Fomitopsis serialis is the source of this 1691-nucleotide messenger RNA. RefSeq names its product enolase C-terminal domain-like protein. NCBI's taxonomy places the organism in Eukaryota, Fungi, Basidiomycota, Agaricomycetes, Polyporales, Fomitopsidaceae. Gene Ontology annotation, biological process: carbohydrate catabolic process; amino acid catabolic process. Bases 87 to 1481 code for a protein of 464 amino acids. The record is from RefSeq and is a predicted model, not a curated record. Gene Ontology annotation, molecular function: magnesium ion binding; L-fuconate dehydratase activity. The transcript is spliced from 7 exons.
GGUCCUCCGCCCGCCAUGGCCUCAAUUAUCCUCGCCCUUUCGUUCUCAGAGAUUUCUGACUCGUUGUACCGUAGUAGCGUGCCGCCAUGUCUGUCAAGAUCACGGGAUUCGAGACGCACGACGUCCGCUUUCCGACCUCGCUCACGGGCGAUGGUACGGACGCCAUGAACACGGACUGCGACUACUCCUCCGCAUACGUCACCCUCAAGACCUCGUCCGCCCUCGUCGGGCACGGCAUGACCUUCACCAUUGGCCGCGGGAACGACAUCGUCUGCAUGGCCAUCCAGGAACUCGCGCGCCGCCUCGUCGGCAAGGAUGUCGAAGAGCUCUUCGCAAACAUGGGAAAGACGUGGGAAUAUCUGUGCUCCGACCCCCAACUGCGCUGGAUCGGCCCAGAAAAGGGUGUCAUCCACAUCGCGCUCGGCGCCGUCGACAAUGCACUGUGGGAUAUGUACGCCCGCGCGCGGAACAAGCCGCUUUGGAAGCUCAUUGUCGACAUGACCCCCGAAGAGCUCGUCUCCGCAACGGCCUUCCGCUACAUCACCGACGCGAUCACGCCCACGGAGGCGCUCGCCAUGCUGAAAGCCAAGGCGGGCACCAAGGAUGAGCGCGAGGCGACGGUGCGCGAGCGGGGCUAUCCUGCAUAUGUGACCAGCGCGGGCUGGCUCGGGUACAGCGACGAGAAGGUCGCGCGGCUGACGCGCGAGGCGGUCGCGCAGGGCUUCAACCACUUCAAGAUGAAGGUCGGCGCGGACCGCGACUCGGACCUGCGGAGGGGCAAGAUCAUCAGGAGUAUCAUCGACGACCCGCAGUACGGGACGCCGCGCGACCCGGAGGGCCCGGACUUGAAGGGGAAGAACGCGGGGCCGACGGGGAGCGUACUCAUGAUCGAUGCGAACCAGGUGUGGGACGUCCCACAAGCGAUCGACUACGUGAAGAGUUUGGAGGAGAUCAAGCCUUGGUUCAUCGAGGAGCCUACGGCGCCCGACGACAUCCUCGGCCAUGCCGCCAUCCGGAAGGCGCUGAAGCCCCACGGGAUCGGCGUCGCGACGGGCGAGCACGCGCACAACCGCAUAGUCUUCAAGCAGCUCCUGCAAGCCGGGGCGAUUGAUGUCUGCCAGAUCGACUCCUGUCGCCUUGCAGGCGUGAGCGAGGUCCUCAGCGUCCUGCUCAUGGCAGCGAAGUUCGGCGUGACGGUGUGCCCGCAUGCGGGCGGUGUCGGUCUCUGCGAGUAUGUCAUCCACCUGAGCUUGAUCGACUACAUCGCCAUCUCGGGGUCGAUGGAGCGCAACGUGCUCGAGUUUGUGGACCACUUGCACGAACACUUCCUCUACCCUUGCUCGAUCAACAAGAACGGGCGGUACAACGUGCCGAGCAAUGCUGCUGAGGGUUACAGCAUCGAGAUGCACAAGUCGAGCAUCGCGGAGUUUGAGUGGCCGCACGGGUCGUAUUGGGUGAACUCUCCGAAGAAGGCGCAGUAGCUAGCUCGAAGUUGCAUCGCGAUAGGGUUGGUCGAGAAGUAACACACUGUUGUAAUGGAAUGGGGAACCAUUGCUGUAUCAUCACGAUGGUCAUGGCACCCCGAGGGAUGAGACGGAGAGGCAGCAAGGACAAUGACCUUCAAAGCUCACACAUAGGGUCCUCUGCUGAUAAAUUUGAUAUUCAGAGAAGAAGACAAGUUCCAUAGACAU